UGAUCUCUCCCUCCCCUACGCACUCUCCCUGGUUUCCACCAGAUAAAUGCCUGCGAGGCUGUCAGGGUUUCUGCACUCAGCUCCAAGCAAUAGGACAUCUCUGCAGCUCCUCAGGCCAGCUCUUGCUUCAGCACGAGCAGUGGGAAAGCACAGCUUGCCUAAGGAGAGCUCGGGAGGUCGAGUGCAUAGAUGCAUACAAAUCCUUCGAACGAAAUGGCUUUGACUUCUAAUGCUUCCAACAAAAAAGAGACAGUGUGCAUAUUUGGAACAGGAGAUUUUGGGAGAGCUCUGGGCUAUAAAAUGAUUCAGUCUGGCUACUCCGUUGUGUUUGGAAGCCGACAGGCACAGACAUCCAGCCUGAUUCCCAAAGAUGCAGCGGUAUUGAGCCACACAGAGGCUGCACAGAAAGCUGCCAUCAUCAUUAUAGCAAUCCCAAGGCAACAUUACAACUUCCUUAUACCAUUGGCAGAAAUUCUCCAUGGAAAAGUGUUGGUGGAUGUAAGCAACAACUUAAAAUUAAACCAGUAUCCUCAAUCCAACGCAGAGUACCUUGCUCAGCUGAUCCCAGGUGCUAAGGUUGUGAAAGCCUUCAACACUGUGUCAGCCUGGGCCUUGCAAUCCGGCACACUGGACGCAAGCCGACAGGUAUUUGUCUGUGGAGAUGACAAGAAAGCUAAACAGAUGGUGAUGGAUAUUGUUCGUGCACUGGGUCUCACACCAUUAGAUCAGGGAUCUCUCUUGGCUGCUCAGGAAAUAGAAAAUUACCCUUUGCAGCUCUUUCCAAUGUGGAAGUUCCCCAUCUUUUUGUCUCUUGGCCUAACUGCAUUCUUCUUCUUCUACUGUUUGACUCGUGAUGUAAUUUACCCUUAUGUUUAUGAAAAAACAGAUUUUUCAUUUUUUAUUGCAAUUUCCAUACCAAAUCGGAUCUGCCCUAUAGUGGCACUCAUCCUUCUUGCCUUGGUCUAUCUUCCUGGUGUACUUGCUGCAAUUAUUCAGUUAUACAGAGGUACCAAAUACAGUCGUUUCCCAGUCUGGCUGGACAAAUGGAUGCUGUGUAGAAAACAACUUGGACUAGUAGCCUUGGCAUUUGCUUUUCUACAUGUUUUGUACACUCUUAUCAUCCCAAUUCGCUACUACGUAAGAUGGAGAAUGAAUAGCAGAGUCCUCUCACAGGCACUGAACAACAGAACAGAUCCAUUUAUUAACACUAAUGGCUGGCUUAGUGACUCUUAUUUGGCUUUGGGGAUUUUAGGAUUUUUUUUAUUUGUUCUGCUGGGAAUAACUUCCUUGCCUUCAGUCAGCAACAGCGUCAACUGGCAAGAAUUUCGAUUUGUACAGUCCAAGCUGGGAUAUCUGACACUGAUUCUGUGCACUGCACACACACUGGUUUAUGGUGGAAGUCGGUUCCUGAAUGCUUCAUCAUACAGAUGGUAUCUUCCAAACGCCUACAUGCUCUCUCUCAUUGUUCCCUGCACUGUACUGGUUGUUAAAUUUGUACUCAUAUUUCCUUGUCUAGACAAACCACUCACACAAAUUCGACAGGGUUGGGAGAGGAAUCCUCGAUACUCAGAACACUCAAACUACAUUAUCAACAAGUCUGCUGUAUAAUUAGACCAAUCUGCAUUAUCAAAAAUGAAAAAAAAGAUUAUGGAGGCAGUAUCAAAAUGAAGCCCAUAUUGACCUUUAAUUGGAGGGUGAGCAAAAAAGUGAAAAACAUGGCAAGGCCCUGAGUAAAAUAAAAUCACCCCAGUCACGAGAUUAAGUUAAACAAGGGGCCAGUUGAGCUCCUGCGCUCCAUGUAUGCUUUGACACAGGAGUAGGCCUUCAGUUGUGCUCAGUAUAUUUUCCCCUCAUCUAUCUGUCCUCUAUUCCUAACAGGAAUAUGAGAGAAGAAAAUGAUGCCCAGUGUCCCUCCUUUGUCACUCUGCAUCUCACCCUGGGCUGGGCAGAACCAGAGAAACCUCUGCUGUUACAUGAUAUCUGCUUUUCUUCCCCAUCCUGCCCAUGCAAGCUCAGGCCUACGAGCUCCUAUCAAGGAGACUCACACGCGCGCGCACACACACACACACAUGCACACACACACACACACACACACACACAUGCACACACACACACGCACGCACGCACGCAUGCACGCACACACUCUGAUCCCACCCCUGAAGCCAGUGGCAUCUGUAGAACAGGACCAGAAUGGAUACUGGCUGAAGAAGAGCUCUGCUCUUCACAGCAUUACUCUAUCCUCCAUCAACAUCUGAUCCAAAAGAUACUCAUACUUUAGAGAUACUGGAGCAAGAUUUGUUCAUUUGGUUUGUGUACAGGAGUUGUGAUGUUCGAAGUGUAUGGGCCAAGGACUACUGAACCUUUGUUUUACUGUAGUACUACAAAUGUAGCUGGCAAGGGGAGGGAGGAGAGACAAAAUGCCAGAAAGACCUGAGAUGGUGUGGUCACACACCUAAGCUUCUCCACAGGUACAUGUGAAAAGUAGCCAGUAAUUCUGUGUAUGCAGUGGGCUGUAAGGAAAGAAACUGAAGGAAAAUCCUAUUAUAUCAGGGGUUUGUAUUAUAUAUCAAGAUUAUCAUGAAGAUAGUAUUGCUAAUUUUUCCAGAAAGAAAUCCUUGGGUGCAAUAUUAAAGAUAUUCUAUGGAAAAUACACUUAUCUUAACCACAAUAAAGAAAAUUCCUUAAA
This is a messenger RNA of Dromaius novaehollandiae (emu), 2686 nucleotides long. It is a transcript of the gene STEAP4, whose product is annotated as STEAP4 metalloreductase. Gene Ontology annotation, biological process: copper ion import. NCBI's taxonomy places the organism in Eukaryota, Metazoa, Chordata, Aves, Casuariiformes, Dromaiidae. Gene Ontology annotation, molecular function: cupric reductase (NADH) activity; ferric-chelate reductase (NADPH) activity. The transcript has 5 exons. Gene Ontology annotation, cellular component: endosome; plasma membrane. The record is from RefSeq and is a predicted model, not a curated record. Bases 190 to 1608 code for a protein of 472 amino acids.